UCUCUUAAAAGUACAAAUGAUAAGAUUUGAAAAAGACUCUUAUGUGCAGUUAUAAAGUGAUUCGCCUAUUUAUUUAGCUUCAGUGUGAAAGCAGUUUUGGCAGGAAUCAGUUGAAAAUCCAAAAAUAUUGCAUCGAGAGUUAAUACUAAGUGCAAAAAUAUAAAUUAUUCUCAUAUUCUUUAAGAUGGAUCCCCUCACAAUCCCUUGUGCUUCCCAAAGCGCAGGGCCAGUGCAUCAGUUACUAGGUGUACUUAUCAACACCCUAAUUUCGGCCCAAUGUGCAAUCUCUCCCCCGGAAGCCUGGCCAAAGGAUUAUGGUCCAACAGUGCUUGAAAAAGGUUUUGAGGAGUAUGACUUUAUUGUUGUGGGAUCUGGAUCAGCUGGUGCUGUAGUUGCAAGUCGUUUGAGUGAAAAUCCUGACUGGAAGGUAUUACUUCUGGAAGCCGGAGGUGAUCCUCCAGUAGAAGUCGAGAUUCCAGCAACAUUCUAUUAUCUCCAAGAUUCAGAUUAUGACUGGAGAUAUCGAACGGAAUAUUCCAAUAAAGCCAGUAAAUCAAUUCCUGGUGGAAGUUUCUGGCCUCGAGGAAAACUACUAGGUGGAACUAGUUCCAUCAAUGCAAUGAACUACAUUAGAGGUAAUCGUCGUGAUUAUGAUCAAUGGGAAGCAAAAGGAAAUCCAGGAUGGGGAUGGAAAGAUGUGCUAUAUUACUUCAAGAAAUCCGAAGGCAAUCAAAAUACCGAAGUUUCAGAUGCUCAUGGUGGAAAAUUCCACAAUAAAAACGGACCUUUGAAAGUUUCUUUCUUCGCCAACACUGAACCAUUGAAGCUGGUAUUUCCAGAAGCUGCAAAAGAUUUAGGCUACAAAUACCUAACAGACUUCAAUGGUGAAGAACACCUUGGAUUUGGCAUAGCUCAAGGAUCUGCUGCUGAUGGCGUACGAAUGAGUACAGCAAGAGCUUUUCUAAUCCCUGCCAAGGAUCGUCCUAAUUUGCACGUUGUGAAAAAUGCCCAUGCCCUGAACAUAGAAUUCGAUGGCAAAACGGCAACGGGAGUAAAAGUGAAAUUGAAUUCGAAAAAAGUCCUUGUUGCAAAAGCUAAAAAAGAAGUGAUUAUAUCUGGGGGAGCAAUCAAUACACCUCAUAUCCUCAUGCUUUCGGGUAUCGGUCCAAAAGAUCAGCUAAAAGAGCAUGGUAUACCACUUGUAAUGGAUUUACCAGUUGGUAAAAAUCUUCAGGAUCAUGUUGUUGUACCCCUAUUCUUCCAAUUCCACAAAUCAAGUGCCGUUGCGAAGAGUCCAGAAGCCAUGGGUGAAGUGCUGUACAAGUAUCUUCUCAAUCGAAGUGGACCCCUUUCCAGUAUCGGUACUUCGGACAGUAUGGGUUUUGUUAACACAAAGAACGACAGUGUUUUCCCUGAUAUUCAAUUCCAUCACUUCUCAUUUGCUAAGAAAGCCCCAGAACUUGUAUAUGCCUUUGGUGCUUUCGGAUAUGAACAUAGCAUUGCUAAAAUUGUUAAAGAUGCUAGUCAAGAAGGUGAUGUAGGAUGUGUCUUGGUAACGCUACUCAAUCAAAAGUCUAAGGGAACAAUUGAACUGAGAGGUGCUGAACCAGAGUAUUAUCCUAAGAUUGAUGCUAACUAUCUCGAUGAUGACUAUGAUAUUGAAACUCUAAUGCGGGGUAUUCAGACUUAUAUGAAAUUCUUAGGUACCGAAACAUUCAAGAAACAUGAAGGCCAGUACAUCAGACUACCACUGUCAGAAUGUGACAGAUCAGAAUAUGCUUCUGAAAAGUAUUGGGAAUGUUAUAUUAGGCAUAUGGCUACAACUCUCUAUCAUCCAGUUGGAACAGCCAAGAUGGGUCCAGACUCUGACAAGGAAGCCGUUGUAGAUCCUCGACUAAGGGUCAAAGGUAUCAAAGGAUUACGUGUUGUUGAUGCUAGUAUCAUGCCUGACAUUGUGUCAGGAAACACCAAUGCUCCUGUAAUCAUGAUUGGAGAAAAAGGUGCGGACUUGAUCAAAGAGGACUGGAAAUAUGAUACGAACAGACAUGAAGAAUUGUAAACUGGAUUUUGGGUAGCAAUCAAUUUCUAGAUUUCAGUUUAAAAUGUGAAAAAAGUACGUCCUUAUCGAUCGUCGUUAAUACCUCGAUCUUUUUCAGCACUUUAUUCUCCCUAUCUUAAAACUUGUAUCGAAAUAACUUUAAGACUUUUCUUGUCAAUCACUAUGGAUAUAAGCGAUAAGAUAAUGAAUAAAAAGCAAAUGUUUUCAUGCAGAAAUUGUAA
Molecule: messenger RNA, 2280 nt
Organism: Phlebotomus papatasi
Lineage: Eukaryota; Metazoa; Arthropoda; Insecta; Diptera; Psychodidae
Product: glucose dehydrogenase [FAD, quinone]-like
Exons: 4
Coding region: 185-2059 (624 amino acids)
Molecular function (GO): ecdysone oxidase activity; flavin adenine dinucleotide binding
Source: RefSeq, a predicted model, not a curated record